CUUGAAAAGCUUUAUGCGCUCCCCUGUCCCCCCCAUCCCUGAACCCAAGGAAACCAGUUGUUCUCUUCGGUAGGCUUUCCUUUUGCCGAGCAAGCCUCUCCUACCGCCGGGAACGUAAGCUUUUUGACCUCGGAAGGAUCCGUAAAAUCUCGCGAUACGCGCGGCUCGCGGGGGGAGCUGUCAUGGCUGCGCCGGUAUAGAACCACGGGGUUCUGACCUCAGGAGAGUGGGCUUCGAGCCCAGGCGGAGCAGUUGGUGGUGCUACGCGCUGUAGAUUCUUGACUUCUGGAGGAGGGUCGAACGAGUUGCUUGGGGCUUGACUUUAGCGGUGGGUUAAUGGUAGGUGGCCCAGCUGCGAAAAGACUGGCUCCUAACCCUUGAGGAGCUCUGGCGAUACUGGCUGAGUGUGUCCCCUCCGCAGCGCAGGCCGCAUGCGACUGUCCCUUUCGUGAGUCGCUUCCUCUCCUCAGCGUUCUACUUGUCUCAGUCCCUGUCCUUUACAGUCCGGGGUCGGCCGUUGCUAAGUCUUCGUGUUAGAGUAUCCGUCAGCCGUCCGAACUUUUUCAUGGACGACAUCACCAAAGCGGUGGUACCAUGAAAUCCCUCCCUUUCUUCAUAGGAAACCGUGUGGGAACACUUUUCAUGAGAAAUUUCACUUACUUAUUUUUUAAACUCCCGACGGUCGACCGCAAACUUACCUGGCUUCUCAAAGACAGUUUCUACAUUGUGGGAGAAGUGGAGGAGGCCCGCAUUGGAAAACAGCGGGCAUGCCUUCUCAAGUGUAGGGCAUUCACUCCUACAAGUGUCAUUUGUGUUAGGUAGACUACUUUAAAGGGAUUUGAAAGUACUGGAGUGGAUAGCACAAUGACUAACAGAGCGGGUUCCUUUUUACGGAACCUCAGUAAGUUAGUUCCAACAAGCAGAACUAGGAGGCUGGGAUUUUCCAGACCAAAAAUUGUCCAUUCAAACUGGAACCCAAGAAACCUUCUCUUCGGUGACUUUGAUAAUAGAGUGCAGUCAUCUGUUAGAUACCUCUUUCAGGACGCCUUGUCAGGAGAUAAUUUUCAGGGCAUAGGCCCUGAAAUAGUCCAUACAGUCAACAGACUGCUUUGUCCCAGAAGACUGUCCUUUGAUUCAAAACAUUCUGUCUCUGAUAACGAAUUGAAGAAGAUCAACUUUCGUCAUGAGGCCUCCAAUGAAGAUGUGCUCACCAAGGAAACAAAACCAUCCCCUGUCAGCCUUAGAAAACUGUCUCAGGAGUGUAGUUCUCUGAGUGAUGUGCUAGACAUAUUUUCAGAAGGACCUACUUUCCCCAGUAGUAACUAUUUUUCAGCAAUGUGGACAGUCGCCAAAAGGAUGUCUGAGGACCAGAGGCGCGUUGAAAAGCAGCUGAUGUUUAACCACCCUGCGUUUCAUCAGCUGUGUGAACAUACGUUGAGGGAAGCCAAGAUCAUGCACUAUGAUCACGUACUGUUCAGUCUUCAUGCCAUAGUGAAGCUUGGAAUUCCUCAGAACACUCUGCUGGUACAGACUUUGCUGAGGGUGGCCCAGGAACGUAUCAAUGAGUGUGAUGAGAAAUGUCUUUCAGUUUUGUCAGCCGUUUUAGAGGCAAUGAAGCCAUGUAAGAAUGUGGACGUUCUUCGAGCAGGCUUGCGAUUACUUGUUGAUCAGAAAGUCUGGAAAAUAGAACGUGUCUUUACAUUACAAGCUGUGAUAAAAUGUGUUGGAAAAGAUGCGCCAGUUGGUCUUAAAAGGAAACUGGAGAUGAAAGCCUUGAGAGAAUUAGACAGAUUUUCUGAUUUGAAUAGCCAGAACAUGUUUGAGGCAUUAGCUGCCAUGAAUCACCGCUCUGUUAUACUUCUGAAUGAAUGCAGUAAGACGGUCAUAGGUAAUAUCCAUGGAUGUCCUGUUAAAGUAUUGAUCACCAUAUUGCAGUCUUGCAGAGACCUCCAGUACCGUAAUUUAAAUCUUUUUAAGGCAAUAGCAGAUUAUGUGGCUACAACUAUUGAUAUCUGGAAGUUAAAACAAGUUCUCUUUCUCCUCAUUUUAUUUGAAAACCUUGGCUAUCGACAUACUGAUUUGAUGGACUUGUUCAUGAAGAAAGUGAUAGAUGAUCCUGGCUCUCUAAACAUGAGGAGCAUUCUUUCUAUUCUUCAUGUGUAUUCUUCUCUCAAUCACUUCUACAAAAGCCAGACCCCAAAGUUCCAAGAAGUUAUGACUAGCUCUCUGACUGGUUAUCUUCACCACAUCUCUUCUGAAAAUCUACUGAACGCUGUGUGUUCGUUUUGCUUGAUGAACCAUUUUCCCAUGGCCCUUAUUAACCCACUUCUCCAAAAGGACGUCAUCAAUGAGCUGCUGGUAUCAGAUGACACUGAGAGGAAUGCUCACAAGCUUCGUAUUUUGGCUGCUUGCCUAAAACUUGAUAUUUCUUGUCACAUGGACAUAGACUUAGAACUGUUACCGCCACCGUCCACACCAUUAUAUCCACAUGAGAAGGUGACAGAUGCGCUAAGAAGCCUUCUGGGAGAAGGAUGCUUUUCAAAAAAUACACAGUUGCCACAUAAUUAUUGUAUCGAUUUUGAAGUCAGAAUGGAUAUUAACAGAAGUCAAGUGCUUCCAUUUUCCAGCGUGGUAACUUCUGCAGAUAUUCGAAGGGUAGCUAUACUGUGUGUUCCUAGAUCUGCAUACUGCUUGGAUUUAGGCCACCCCAAAGGAUUCCUUGCCAUGAAAAUGCGACAUUUGAAAAUAAUGGGUUUUCAUGUAAUCUUGGUCCCCAAUUGGGAGGUGGAAAGGCUGGAGAUGAAGGAUGUAGUCACAUUUUUGAAGACCAAACUCUACUCAACCGAAGCCUUUUUUACUGCUGGUGUAAAUCUACAAAGCACGUGUUAAAGUGAAAGCAGCCUUUUCGUAUUAGCAGACAUAAGUUUGUAAAAUAAGUUUAAUAAAGACUACAAUUCAGUUGUCAAUAGACUUUACCUGACUGCUCACCAUGGCGGAAAGUGUCACUUUAGUUCACUGUUAAAAUAAAUUUUAAGAGUGGAAGAAA
Canis lupus familiaris (dog) is the source of this 3046-nucleotide messenger RNA. RefSeq names its product FAST kinase domains 2 (gene FASTKD2). NCBI's taxonomy places the organism in Eukaryota, Metazoa, Chordata, Mammalia, Carnivora, Canidae. The transcript has 12 exons. Gene Ontology annotation, molecular function: RNA binding. The coding region runs from base 865 to 2889 and encodes 674 amino acids. Gene Ontology annotation, cellular component: ribonucleoprotein granule; mitochondrial matrix. The record is from RefSeq and is a predicted model, not a curated record. Gene Ontology annotation, biological process: mitochondrial RNA processing; regulation of mitochondrial mRNA stability.